GGAACAGCAGUUCCACUCCAACCCUGCUUGUGAACUCUCUCUCUCUCUCUCUCUCUCUCUCUCAGUCUCCGUUUACUUCUUUAACUUUACCCACUCCUCCUACGCCUCGAACUCUUCUGCUUUUUGGACCCUUUCAAUCCAUCAGCAAGUACACACAUAUAUAUACCUCCAUAAUUUUCUUGCUCUCGGUUCACUGCGGCUGUAGUUUUUUGGGUUCACUGAUUGAUCAUCGGAAUUUUCUCCAAGGUUUCGCUUCUGGGUUCAAAUUUGUAUUACACUCUUUCAGGGGUUGGCAAAAGAAUUACACUUUUAUUCUCACCUAUGCUUUGACUUUGGUGUUUACAUUAAGUAUGGACUUCAACUAUGACAGAAUGGCGUGGGUUGCCGAUGUACGCCAAAAGUUUGAAACUUUAUGCUUGGAGGUAAAUGGUGUCUUGCAUGAGGAAACAUUUAGAAAUGUUGAGAACAAGUUGCAGUCUGUGGGUAUCCAUAUUGAAAGCAAGUUGCAGGCAGUGGGUGCAAAUAUAAAAGAAUUGUGCUCAGAAUUUGUACAUGAUGUGCUUCCUGCUUUGCCAUCAGAUUCUGUGGAAGGGGAAGCUCCUGAAUUAUCUCCUCAACAAGAUAAAGAUAUUGAUUUUAUAGAUCCUGAAAACUCACUGCUUGAUAUUGAAGCUGGUUCUGACAAGGGAAUUUGCAACAAAAACUCUUUGGUACACCCAUCUGUUAUGGAAUCUAUAGAAGGAGACAAUUCUAAUCCCUUGUCAAAGCAAAAGAGUGAUACUGGUGUGCAUGGAAAGUUGCACGAAGUGGAAGAUCGAAUAGUGGAGAAACCUUGUCCAACUGAGAUUUCAGUAGCAACUGAUAUUGCUUUGGUAGAUUCAACAACAGCAUCAAUAUCUCAUGAGGUCAACAGAUUCAGUGGUGAAAGAAGGGAUGUUCAAGUCAAUUUGUCUUCACCAACAUCUCUUGCAAGAUGUGACUGCUGUGCAAAGGAAUUGGAAGCUACUAACGUCAUGAACGCCCUGCCAUCGUCUAAUUCCAUUGUUGUAGUUGACUCCUGCAAGUGUAGAGUUUCAAAUACUGGAGUUAUUUUUGGUGAUGGUUGCCCUCCAGCGUCAAAUGACUCUUGUUGGGCUGGGCUUGAGCUGUCUAAAGUAGUUCCUGACUCAGAGGAUUAUGUGUCUGUUGCACAUAAUGGCACAGAGGGUGCAGACAAGUCAACAGAUGGUCUUGUAAUUGAACUGGGUGUGGAAACCGUCCAAUUUAAUGAACUGGAGCUUGACGGGGGUUCUGAUGCUGCAAAUAGCAGUAAAUUUUGUUUUGUCUGCCUCACUGCAGCAAAAAGUCAGCCUUACAAGAAAAGAACAUGCGAGCAUCACCUGCAUGGUUUUGAAGAUCUUGAUGCAGAAUCAAGUGAACGGAGUCCAGAAAGUUCAGCUUCCAAUGUGGAUACAAGUACAUUGGAGACUGCAGAUCAUGAGUUUUGUGAUUCAGAAUGGGAAAUGAUUUAGAUAUAUUAUCAGUUUCUUUGCAAAUAAUCAGGCAGUUGAGUUGUUUUGGCCUUUCUUAUAAAGACUGGGAUUAUUACAAUUAUUAAUAAUCAUGGAACCUUCUCUUUCUUUCUUUUUUCUUUCAUAUAAACCCAUUGUGGUGGAUUUAGCAGUGAUGAGGAUCCAUGCAUUUUCAGGCAGAUGCAUAACAGGUUCUGUAAAUUGGAAGAGAGCCCUUGUGAAUAAAUCAUGCUGUGUCCCCAAUGAUUUUGUUUUAUCUUAUACAUUUUUCAGUGUUGCCUCUGGUUC
This is a messenger RNA of Diospyros lotus (date-plum), 1799 nucleotides long. RefSeq lists its product as uncharacterized. The record is from RefSeq and is a predicted model, not a curated record. The transcript is spliced from 6 exons. The coding region runs from base 351 to 1511 and encodes 386 amino acids. Lineage: Eukaryota; Viridiplantae; Streptophyta; Magnoliopsida; Ericales; Ebenaceae.